This is a messenger RNA of Aphanomyces astaci, 1108 nucleotides long. RefSeq lists its product as hypothetical. Lineage: Eukaryota; Oomycota; Saprolegniomycetes; Saprolegniales; Verrucalvaceae. The coding region runs from base 27 to 1079 and encodes 350 amino acids. The record is from RefSeq and is a predicted model, not a curated record. The transcript has a single exon.
GUUGAACGCAAGCCGUCGGUGGUGGGAUGGACGAAGGCGACUGUACGAUAUGCUUGGACCCGUUGCUUCAUGAGCUCCAUGCGCUUCCAUGUGGUCACGUGUUUCAUGGCCGAUGCAUACACGCCGCACUGCGGGCGAAGAAGCAAUGCCCGCAAUGCCGACGACAGGUCGUGGCCCAAGCGCCGAUUCGGUUGUUCUUCAAAGCGUCGACGACUACCACUGGCGACGGCCCCUCUCCAUCAAAGUCGCCUUCAUCUCCUUCAGGUCGUCGACUGGACGACGUCGUGGCAACGUACGAGACCAAGCUGUCGUUGUUACGGAAACAACUCCACGCGAUGAACGCUGAGCACGAAGCAUCCAAGAACGACCUGAAGAAGUGGGAGGAGUAUGGACAGAAAUCUCAAGCUGCGUACAAGAACUUGGCAAGCAAGCACGCGACCCUCCUUCGAGCGAAUGAGACCCUGACCACGGACCUCCGUACCGCCAAGCAGUCGAUCGUCGCGUUAGAGGCGACUGUGACGCGCGCGCACGCCGAUACGGCGACCGUCCAAUUCCUCAACACGAACGACAUGAACGCACUGGAGUCGGACCUGGCGAAUCCCGCCAUGGUCAUUUCCGCCCUGAAGAAAGCGAAUCGAUUCCGCAUGUUGCAGUACGAAAAGGUCGUGCAGAAGCUCCAUGUGGCCAAGGAACAAGUCAACCGGUUGACGGAAGUGGCCAUGCAAGGGGGGGACGCGGCAUCUCCACGACGCAAGAAGGCUCACAAGCGGCCCCACACGGCAGGACCCCUGCCAGCAUUCGACGUCCGCCAGUCGUCCAUGCUAGCGAGUUUCCAUGACGUGAUGCCGGCGGCGCCCGGUGCUUCAAACGCCCAGACGGUAGUGACACAGGGACGUCAACUCCACUGGAUGCACAGAGAAGACCUCAAGCCGAGGGAGAUUGCUCAUCCCAUAAGUAGUCGACUUGUACUGCAUCCCCGGGACAUGCACAAAGAGAACCACAGCUUGCAUGACCGAUCCACCAAGCCUAAGAAAGCGGCGCCGGCGCACACCAACCCGAUCACAAACUGGUUGCGUUGAACACGAUAAUAAACGUUGGAUGUAAGACA